AUGAGUCUCCCAUCCACUUACAAAGCCGUGGUGCUUCCACAAUACGAACAUGAGGUUGAAUUGCAAACCUUGCCAAUCCCAGAGGUCCAAACAGGUACUGCGCUUGUUAAGAUCGAAUCUUCUUUGGUUAAUGGAGAUAUGAGGCCUAUCUUCUCGAAGCCAAGAAACCCAAUGUUCUCCUUGCCACCUCCGUUCGUGAUUGGUACCGCAGGUGUGGGCAGAAUUAUCAAGAGCGAUACUUACAAACCAGGACAACUGGUUUUUAUGGAUUCAAUGGUUACUUCCAGGGAUGAUCCUAGCCACUUCCUGGUUAAGACCAUUUUUGAUGCACCAUCUCCUCAGUCUAAAGAUCUUUCUGCUGUUUUCCACAAGAGAAGCGGUUACUCUGCAGAGUAUGCUUUGGUUGACGUUGAAAACGUCUACCCAAUUAACGAGUCUGCAAUCAAUUUUGAUCAUGACUACUUGAACAACCUCAGUCGUCUGGCUGUUGCGUUUGGUGGAUUGAAGGCCGUCGGUUUGAAGCCAGGUGAGACAAUUGCAAUUGCUCCUUCCUCGGGCGCAUUUUCGAGUGCCGCAGUUGCUUUGGCAUCUGCUCUGGGUGCACGUGUUCUUGCUGUUGGAAGAAGCGAAUCAUCAGUUGCUCCACUCGCAAAAAAGUUCAAAAAUGUCCAUGCCGUUGCUCUGUCUGGUAACCAAGAUGAAGACGUCAAGGCUUUGACCAAAUUCGGACCAUUAAAUGCUUACAUGGAUUUUACUCCAUCUAAUCUCUCUAGUGCAAUUUACUUCAAAACUGCACUCCAUGCACUUGGAUUUGGUGGCAGAGUUGUUCUCUCUGGAUUCAUAUGGUCUGAGGUGUCUAUUCCUUAUGGUUUGGCAGUUGGCAAAAACCUUUCUGUCAGAGGAAAGAUCAUGUACACUCGCGCAGAACUGAAGGAAUUGAUCCAACUGGUCGAGUCAGGUACCUUGCGUAUUGACGAUCAAUAUUCUGGAAUCAAGAAGUUUGCUUUGUCGGAGUUCAAUGAGUCGAUGGACUUUGCUGGAAAGACCAAAACUUUCGAUGCCCUUCCUAUCUUGAAGAAUUGA
This is a messenger RNA of Ogataea philodendri, 1083 nucleotides long. RefSeq lists its product as uncharacterized. NCBI's taxonomy places the organism in Eukaryota, Fungi, Ascomycota, Pichiomycetes, Pichiales, Pichiaceae. The coding region runs from base 1 to 1083 and encodes 360 amino acids. The record is from RefSeq and is a predicted model, not a curated record. The transcript has a single exon.